Octopus bimaculoides (California two-spot octopus) is the source of this 8393-nucleotide messenger RNA. RefSeq names its product inositol 1,4,5-trisphosphate-gated calcium channel ITPR1. The record is from RefSeq and is a predicted model, not a curated record. Gene Ontology annotation, molecular function: inositol 1,4,5 trisphosphate binding; inositol 1,4,5-trisphosphate-gated calcium channel activity. NCBI's taxonomy places the organism in Eukaryota, Metazoa, Mollusca, Cephalopoda, Octopoda, Octopodidae. Gene Ontology annotation, cellular component: endoplasmic reticulum; membrane. Gene Ontology annotation, biological process: calcium ion transmembrane transport.
GGUGACGUUUGGUGGUCUCUUUAUUUUUACCCUCCCACGUUUUGUUUUGUUUCCUUUCGUCGUCGUCUAAGAGGCAUUGGUCAACUGGUGUCAUUCUUGGUUGACAAAAUGUCUAACACAUUCCUACAUUUAGGAGACAUUGUAUCUCUUUAUGCUGAAGGCAGCGUAUGUGGCUUUAUUUCCACGCUGGGACUUGUGGAUGACAGAUGUGUUGUACAACCAGAUGCUGGGGAUAUUACAAAUCCACCCAAGAAAUUCAGAGAUUGUCUUUUCAAGAUCUGUCCCAACAAUCGUUAUUCUGCUCAAAAACAGUUCUGGAAAGCAGCUCGCCAUGGUGUAAAUGCCACAGAUGCUGUAUUGCUGAAAAAGCUUCAUCAUGCUGCUGAGUUUGAGAAGAAACAGAAUGAAGCAGAAAACAAAAAAUUAUGGGGUGAAGUGAUACAGUAUGGUAAUGUGAUUCAGCUUCUACAUUUGAAGAGCAAUAAAUAUCUAACUGUGAAUAAACGGUUACCUGCUUUGCUGGAGAAAAACGCCAUGCGUGUGACUUUAGACAGUGCUGGAAAUGAAGGAUCUUGGUUCUACAUUGUUGCUUACUAUAAACUACGAACACCUGGUGACAGUGUAGUUGUUGGAGAUAAAGUAAUUUUAAAUCCUGUCAAUGCUGAUCAACCAUUGCAUGCAAGCAAUUAUAACCUGAUUGAUAAUGUUGCAUGCAAAGAGGUGAAUUCUGUAAACUGCUCAACAUGCUGGAAGAUCAGUUUGUUUAUGGACUACAAAGAAAACAAAGAAGAUGUCCUGAAAGGCGGAGAUGUGGUACGUUUAUUUCAUGCUGAACAAGAAAAGUUUUUAACUGGUGAUGAAUAUAAGAAAAGGCAGCACAUAUUUCUCCGAACAACAGGGAGAACAUCAGCUACUGCUGCAACAAGUUCAAAAGCUUUAUGGGAGGUUGAGAUUGUCCAUCAUGAUCCAUGCAGAGGUGGAGCUGGUCACUGGAACAGCCUAUACAGAUUUAAACAUUUAGCAACUGAUCAAUAUUUGGCAGCAGAGGUUGAUAAUGACCCAACAGUGGAUUUAAUGCGAAACAAACUAAGAGGUCUCCUAACUAAUCAAGUGUAUUGUUUGGUGUCAGUCCCAAAUGGUAAUGAUAUUUCAUCUUUGUUUGAGCUUGACCCAACGACCACUAUACGUAGUGAUUCAUUAGUGCCAAGAUCUUCCUUUGUUCGUCUUCGACAUCUCUACACAAACACCUGGGUACACAGUACAUCCAUACCUGUCGACAAAGAUGAAGAUAAACCUAUCAUGAACAAGGUUGGUUGUGCUUCCAUUAAAGAAGACAAAGAAGCCUUUGCAAUAGUUCCAGUUUCACCCCAAGAAGUUCGUGAUUUAGAUUUUGCCAAUGAUGCCAGUAAAGUUCUAUCCAAUAUUGCAAUGAAGCUGGAAUCUGGUUCAAUAACUCAGAAUCAAAGAAGGACUGUCACCCAACUUCUGUCAGACUUGCUAUAUUUUCUGGCCAACCAAGAGAACACUGGUGCGGACCCUCUAGAGCUAGAAGUAUCUAAACCAGAUCGUGAAAGACAAAAACUGCUCAGGGAGCAAAAUAUUUUAAAACAAAUUUUCAAAAUUCUUCAAGCACCAUUUAAAGAUACUGGUGAAAGACCAUUUCUUCGCAUGGAAGAACUUGCUGAUCAACGCCAUUCAAAUUACCGAUAUAUCUGUCAGUUAUGCUAUCGAAUUCUCAACCUUUCCCAACAAAGCUAUCGUAAAAAUCAAGAAUACAUUGCCAAACAGUUUCCAUUCAUGCAAAAACAGAUUGGAUAUGAUGUACUUGCCGAAGAUACCAUUACAGCUCUUCUUCACAAUAACCGGAAGCUGUUAGAAGAACACAUCACUGAAUCAGAAAUUGAAACAUUUAUUGCUUUGGUUCGCAAAAACCGGGAACCAAGAUUUUUGGAUUACCUCUCUGACUUGUGCGUUUCCAAUCAAGUUGCAAUACCUAUUACUCAAGAACUAAUAUGCAAAAGUAUUCUUAGCCCAAAUAAUGCAGAUAUUCUCAUUGAAACUCGAAUUGAAAAAACUGAAGUGGAAGUGGAAGUGGAGGUUGAGAUUGAUGAUCCUCAUCAGGAUGCAGGACAGGUAACCUCCUUUUUGGACACACAGGAAGAAGAAGAUGUGAUUCUUGUCUGGGACAAUGGUACUAAACAAAAAUCUAUCCGUGAGCUAGCUUAUGAAAAAGCUGAAUGCAUUGACAAUAAUGACAGAGAUAUUCUAGAAUACUACAGGCACCAGUUAGAUCUGUUUUCACACAUGUGCCUGGACCGACAAUAUUUGGCAAUUGACAAACUUAGUACACAGCUUGAUAUUGAACUGAUUCUGAAGUGUAUGGAGGAUGAGAUGCUGUCAAACGAUAUCAGAGCAUCUUUUUGUCGUUUGAUGCUACACAUGCAUGUGGAUCGAGACCCUCAAGAGAAAGUUACUCCAGUCAAAUAUGCCAGACUUUGGUCAGAAAUUCCUCAAAAGAUUCUGAUUGAAGAUUAUGAAACACUUCAUAGUAAAGAUAUUGAAAAGGAAAAGGUUAAAAGCAGAUUUGCAUCAACCAUGAAAUUUGUAGAGGACUAUUUAUCUACAGUUGCUGCCGAUACUAGUUGGUUACAGAAAGACAGAUUCCAGAAUGAACUUACUUACGAGGUUGUGAACUUGGCCAAACAUCUGAUCUACUUUGGAUUUUACACAUUCAGUGAUUUGCUUCGUCUUACAAAGACAUUACUAAUUAUACUUGAUUGCACUCCCAGUGAACAGAAUGUUCGAAUGAACAAACUACUUGUUGAUGAAUCUGAAGACAAAAGCAGCCUUCCAGCUCAUUUAUUAACUAAGAAAAGUGUAGACAAAAACAGCACAAUUAUCAUGGACACAAAAUUAAAGAUUAUAACCAUACUUCAGUUUAUUCUUCAUGUACGCUUGGAUUACAGAAUCACUUGUUUGUUGACCAUAUUCAAAAGGGAAUUCCUGGAGAAAACUGAUGGAACACAAGCACUGGGUUUUGACAACGUAGCAGCUCAAGCGGAAGAUGUCUUUGGUGGGAGUUCUGAAACAGCGGAAUUAGAUUUAGAUGGACAAGGUGGUAAGAUGUUUCUCCGGGUUCUUCUUAACCUGGUGAUGCACAACUAUCCUGCAGUUGUAUCAGGAGCUCUCCAAUUACUCUUCAGGCAUUUUAGUCAACGGCAAGAGGUUCUUCAAGCUUUUAACCAAGUCCAACUAUUGGUGUCUACAAGCGAUGUUGAAAACUACAAACAGAUUAAACGAGAUUUGGAUGACCUGCGCUUGUUGGUUGAGAAAUCAGAACUGUGGGUGUAUAAAGCUAAACCACCAGAUGGCAAAAAGAAGAAAGCUGCAAAAGAAGAAAAAGAGGGUGGUUCAAAAAAACCUCAGGCUAACCAAAGCCUCAUGAGUGGAUUUGGUAGACGGAAACUGAAAGAAAUCCUAUUGCGCCUUACUAAACUGUGUGUCCAAGAAACAUCAGAGGGAAAUAAAAAGCCAAGGAAACAUGAACAACGAUUACUUAGGAAUAUGGCUGCUCACUCUGUUGUUUUGGAAUUGUUACAAAUUCCUUUUGAUAAGAACAAAGAUAUCCGUAUGCAUGAAAUUAUAAGACUGGCUCAUGAAUUUCUUCAGUGCUUCUGUCUUGGAAAUCCUGCAAAUCAGGUUUUACUUCAUAAAGAAGUUGACCUUUUCUUGAACCCAGGAUUAUUGGAAGCUCAGACAAUGAAAUCCAUUUUUGAAGAUAAUGUACUAUUAUGCAAUGAAAUUUCUGAACGUAUUGUGCAACAUUUUGUUCAUUGUAUAGAGACACAUGGCAGACAUGUUCAGUAUCUCAAGUUUCUUCAAACUAUUGUUAAGGCUGAAGGACAAUAUAUCAGAAAAAGUCAAGACAUGGUUAUGGCUGAACUCAUCAGUGUUGGAGAGGAAGUACUUUUGUUUUACAAUGACAAACCAUCAUUUGAUACUCUGGUGCAACUAAUGCGAUCUGAACGUCAUCGCUCUGAUGAGCGUAGUCCUCUAGCAUACCACAUCAAUUUAGUACAGUUACUAGCUUUGUGUACAGAAGGAAAGAAUGUAUAUACAGAAAUCAAAUGUCACUCACUGCUGCCUUUAGAUGAUAUUGUUAAAGUUGUGACUGAUGUAAACUGUAUUCCUGAGGUGAAAAUAGCUUAUAUUAAUUUUCUAAACCACUGCUAUGUAGAUACUGAAGUUGAAAUGAAGGAAAUUUACACAAGUAAUCAUUUAUGGACAUUGUUUGAAAACUUUUUACUUGAUAUGGCCAUUGUGAGCAAUGCAACAACUGACCGACAACAUGCUGACCUUGUCCUUGAACAAUAUGUUACCACUAUAAUUACUAGUAUCAUCACAACAUUUUUUAAUUCUCCUUUCUCUGAUCAAAGUACUACUGUUCAAACAAGGCAACCUGUGUUUAUAAAACUACUUCAGGGUGUAUACCGAUUGUCCCAAUGUUUGUGGCUGAACGGUGUGCAACGAUAUAAUGUUGAAAAUUGCAUCAAAACUCUUGCUGAUAUUGCAAAGAACCGGAGCAUUGCAAUUCCUGUUGAUUUAGCCACACAAGUAAAGAAUUUGUUUGAGAAGUCUCAGAUUGUCAUGAAACACACCAAGCAUUGGAUAGCUACUGGCAGAAAACGAGAGUCUCUUCAUUCAAGUACUGUGUCCCGUGAUUAUAGAGUCAUCAUUGAAGGUUUACAGGAAAUUGUAGCUCUUCUGGAAGAACAGCUGAAACCUUUAGUCCAAGCUGAGAUGUCUGUGCUUGUUGACGUCCUUCACCAUCCCGAGCUCUUGUUUGUUCAUGGAACAGAAGCUCGUAUCAAAUGUGAAAGUGGAGGUUUUAUUUCUAGACUGAUCAAGCACACAGAACGUUUACUGGAGGAGAAAGAGGAAAGAUUAUGUAUCAAGGUACUUCAAACUUUGAAAAAAAUGAUGACUGUCGAUAUUGAUUAUGGGGAAAAGGUGGACCUGAAGGCACUUAAUAAGACAGAGCUUGAUGACCACAGACGGGGUGAGGCUCUACGACAGAGUCUGUUGACAAAAUAUUAUGGCAAGGAUUAUUUUCGAACAAGGCGAGAGAGUAUUAAUGCCAAUUCACCACAGAUGAAAAGUUUAGGAAUUGUUGGACCAGGUUCUGUAAUGGUCAGCCGAGCUGAAAUGACUCUCCAUGAAGUUCAAUGCCAUUUAGACAAGGAAGGUGCCUCUGAUCUUAUCGUGGAUCUCAUUAUCCAGAAUGCGAGCAACCAAAUAUUCUUACAGACUGUUGAACUUGGAAUUGCUUUACUGGAAGGUGGCAACAGUGUUAUUCAGAAAUCUUUAUAUACAAGAUUGACUAAAGACAAAAACUCUGAAAUAUAUGUCAAAGUGUUUUAUGACAAGAUGCGGGAAGCAGAAGCUGAAAUAAAGAAUACUAUAAUGGUUAAUACCAGUGAUACAUUGAGCUGCAAAAAAAUAACGACCAAUUCACCUCAGAAAGAAUGUAAUAAAGUUAAAAGUGUUGAUGGUAUAUCCAUCAUCAGUAGUGAAGGAGACAGUUCUUUAAGCCGAGGUGUUGGUCACACUGAAGAGAUUGGAUCUGGGGAAGAGUUUCAUUCUAAUAAGACAACAAGCUGGGAGGAAACAAUGAUACAAGAUAAAAACAAAGUGUCUCCCCAGAUUGCUGUACUCCAACCAAUCUUGAGAUUUUUACAGCUUCUUUGUGAAAAUCACAACCGAGAUUUACAGAAUUACUUAAGGAGUCAGAACAACAAAUCAAACUAUAAUUUGGUGUGUGAGACCCUACAGUUCCUUGACUGCAUCUGUGGCAGCACAACAGGUGGUCUAGGUUUGCUGGGUUUGUAUAUCAACGAACAAAAUGUCGAUCUCAUUAAUCAAACAUUGACAACACUAACAGAAUAUUGUCAAGGACCUUGUCAUGAAAACCAGAAUGCAAUCGCCAUGCAUGAGAGUAAUGGAAUUGAUAUAAUUAUUGCACUACUACUCAAUGACAUCAAUUCCCUUGGCAAACAAGGAAUGGGUUUAGUCCUUCGACUAAAGGACAAUGCUUCUAAAUUACUCUUGGCAAUCAUGGAAAGCCGACAUGAUAGUGAGAAUGCUGAAAGAAUUUUGUACAACAUGAAUCCAAAACAACUUGUAAAAGUUGCAAAAGAAACCUUUCAUUCAGAAGAUGUUAUCGAUUGUGAUGCUGAUGAUGAAGAAGAGCAUAGAGAUGGGCAAGUUUCACCAAAAGCUGUCGGACACAACAUAUUCAUUUUAGCACAUCAGCUUUCCCAACAUAACAAAGAACUGGCAAGUCUGCUGAAACCAACUGGUAAAGAUAUCUAUGGAGAUCAAGCCCUAGAUUUUUAUGCUAAACAUACAGCACAAAUUGAGAUUGUACGAAAUGACAGAACAUUAGAAAGAAUAGUUUUUCCGAUCCCUGAGAUAUGUGAAUAUUUAACAGAUGAAACUAAGAACAAAGUCUAUUAUACUGCAGAACGAGAUGAUCAAGGGAGCAAAGUAGCUGAUUUCUUUGAGCGACAUGAAGAUAUGUUUGCUGAAAUGAAGUGGCAAAAACAACUUCGUGCUAAUUCCUUACUUUUCUGGUUUAGUAGUCAUAUGCUACUAUGGGGAAAUAUUUCAUUUAAUCUGGCUGUUCUCAUGAAUUUGUUAGUUGCCUUUUUCUAUCCUUUUGGACAGUCCACAAAAGAACUGGAUUCCCGCCUAUCAGGAUUAGUGUGGGCAGCCAUGUUUGCGUCCUUAGUCAUAGUCAUAAUGGUUCCUCGACCAGCAGGCAUUCGGACCCUCAUUGUUUCAACAAUAUUACGACUUAUUUACUCUGUUGGUUUAGCACCAACACUCUGGCUUUUAGGAGCCUUAAAUGUGCUGAACAAAGGUAUAUUCAUUAUCAGUCUAAUGGGAAACCGGGGCAGUUUUACUCGCUCCUUUAAACACCUGCUGAUGGACUUUGAACUUGUUUACCAUAUUAUCUAUUUGUUGCUCUGUGUGUUGGGCCUCUGUGUUCAUGAAUUUUUUUACAGUCUUCUUCUUCUGGAUGUUGUCUACAGAGAAGAAACCCUACUUAAUGUGAUAAAGUCUGUUACAAGAAAUGGACGUUCAAUCAUUCUCACUACGGUUCUUGCCGUUAUUCUCAUCUACCUCUUUUCUAUCAUUGGUUACGUCUUCUUCCGAGAUGACUUUAUGAUGGAAGUGGAGCAUUUGACAGAAAUUCCAAACGACACUGUUUCUAAUAUUACAUCUGACACUUGCUCCAAUAAUGACAGCUGCUCUGUAAGUAAAUCAUGGGACCACUGGAACUGGUGGCAUAAAGAUGAAACAAGAGAUGACGAUGUUGAAGAUAAACAGCGAGCUUGUGAUUCUCUGAUCAUGUGUAUUGUUACAUCACUCAAUCAAGGACUACGAAAUGGUGGAGGUAUUGGAGAUGUCCUGCGCAAGCCCAGUAGUAAGGAACCAUUGUUUGUUGCACGAGUCAUCUAUGACCUUCUGUUCUUCUUCAUUGUAAUUAUUAUUGUCUUGAACUUAAUAUUUGGUGUCAUCAUUGAUACCUUUGCUGAUCUGAGAAGUGAAAAACAGCAAAAAGAAGAAAUAUUAAAGAACACUUGUUUUAUAUGUGGUUUGGACAGAUCAUCAUUUGAUAACAAAGCAGUGUCUUUUGAGGAACAUUUAAAAUCAGAACACUGUAUGUGGUAUUAUUUAUUCUUCAUUGUUUUGGUCAAAGUAAAAGAUCCCACUGAAUUCACUGGACCAGAAAGUUAUGUCUAUGCAAUGAUUAAGGAUAAAAAUUUGGACUGGUUCCCUCGUAUGCGAGCUAUGUCUUUGACUGCAGAAGAGAGUGAUGGGGAACAGAAUGAGCUACGAAAUUUACAGCAGCAGCUUGAUAACACAAAUAAAUUGGUCCUUACCCUCUCACAACAACUCAUAGACCUCAAAGAACAAAUGACUGAACAAAGGAAACAGAAACAACGUUAUGGUUUACUGCAUUCUAACACAUUACCAAUACCAAAUAACCAGAAUGUUUGAUUCCUUCAUUCAUGACAAAAUUUUCACUACUAACAUCUUAGAUUUGUUCAAUGGAAGCUAUUGAUGUUCUCAAUGUCAUGUGAUGUUUGUACUGCGUCAAGUUCUCAAAACUGCUGCACUUUUACCGCUGCUACCAAAGAGAAUUGGUCACUAAGCUGCUGCUAUCUUAGAGAAUUGGUCACAAAUAUCUCAUUCUAUUCACAUUGAGUAGAAUAUUAGACCUUAUUUCAGUAGUUACUUAUUUAACGGGAUUUUUCGGUUCUAUAUUUUUAUUCCAUUUAUAUAUUUAUUUAUAUUUUUUGAGGUUUCUUUGGGUUUCUUUUUUU